This is a messenger RNA of Podarcis lilfordi (Lilford's wall lizard), 3287 nucleotides long. The record is from the annotation of a GenBank genome assembly. NCBI's taxonomy places the organism in Eukaryota, Metazoa, Chordata, Lepidosauria, Squamata, Lacertidae.
CACAGUUAAUCGUGGAAACGUCCGCUUUGCUGUUGCCUUCUCGCCGCCAGCCACCGUGCCAAGCAUUUGCCACCUUCUGUCCCGGGCAGCCUCCUUCCCCGGAGCGCAGGUCCAGCGCUGCCGCUUCCCGGGUUCCGGCUGCUUCCCGGGUUCCUCGCGCGGGGCCAUGAAGCGGGAUCCGCUGCCGCUGCUCCCGCAGCAUCCUCCUCCUCCUCCUCCUUCCAGCGGAGGGGAGCGCCCCCUUGGGCGGCCGCAGCAGGAGGGAGACCUGGCCGCCGCGGAAGGCGGGCCGCCCAAAUCCCCGUUGUGGGUCUUCGGCUACGGCUCGCUGGUUUGGAGACCCGAUUUCGAGUUCACGUCGCGCAAAGUGGGCUUCAUCCGCGGCUACACCCGCCGCUUCUGGCAAGGAGACACCUUCCACCGAGGCAGCGAGAAGAUGGUGAGAGGGGGCGCCCCUUUGGUGAGGGGGGGGGAGAGAGAUCGGGGCGGGGGUGAUGGAUGGGUCUGUCCUGGGUCUCCUUCGAGGCGGGGGUGGGAGUGAUGGAUUGGCGCCUCUCUGCCCUGGGUCUCUCUUGGGAUGGGGGUGGUGGGUGGGCGCCUCUAUCCUGGGUCUCCCUCGAGGCGGGGGUGGAGUGAUGGAUGGGCGCCUCUCUGUCCUGGGUCUCUCUCGGGAAGAAUGCCUGUGGGUGGCGACCCGGGUGGUGGUCCAGGUUUGGAACGGAUGGGUAGCUUAUAAGCAGCAUUUGCUGCUGAGGGAGCUGGUUUGAAGAGGGGCUGCAGAUCCGCACGACCCCUUUUGCCCUUGGCUUGGCAUUGCCCGUGUGCUGGCUGGAGAGCAGCUUGUGCCUCCUGUGUGGUUGGCCUGCAGUGCUGGCGCUGUGCGGGUUUCCUUGUGGAGCAUCCGUGGGUGUGGCGGUGCUUCGCUUGCGCUUUCCGGGUGGAUAUCUGAUACUGUAUGUUAACUCUGACUUUCCUCUCCCUCCCUUUCCUCUCCUGUUUAGCCUGGUAGAGUGGUCACCCUCCAAGAGGAUUAUGAGGUAAGUUAUUUAUGCCUACAUCUUUAUCCAGUUCAUUCAACACACCUGUAAAGCAAGGCUUAAUCUGGGUUCUUCUGGGCAUAAUCCAGAACAGUUCUAAGAGUUCACCACCUCCCCUUUAGUUCCUGCACAGAGGGGGAAGGGGAGGUUCGUCAUAGUGCUGCAGCUAGACAGGUGGCAUUUGUUGUUUCUAUGGCUUUAGGAGGAUGCCCAAAAUGCCUCAAGAAACAUUAGGCAGUUGGGAUAGUGGGAUGCUGUGUAUUAAGGGACCAUGAAUAAGAGCUUAUCUUCAGGUGAUGAGAGAAAGCUGAGAUAAUAUUUGAGACAUCCUCCAAGAUAAAUAGUUGCUGAAAAAUAUUUGGUAUGUGGUUGAGUCAAUGGUGCCAUGUCCUUCCUGGAGCCUCUGUAAGAGCCGAUUGGAUUAAUCACUCAGUGGGUAGGCUGGAGUGGAAGGAAUAGCCAGUGUUUUUAUAAUUUAGUGGUCUCUGACUUCUCUAGCCUGCCUCAAAGUCCUUUAAAAUGAGAUUGGACUUGGCAGCAAGCUGUAUGUUAUGCAUAGCUGGAUGAGCAAAUGCAAAAUUGCUUCAGUUGGUAAGGAGUGUGGAGACUGCUCUGUGAGCAAGUCUUAGUAUUUCUUUGUGUUACUAAGACAUGAGCAAAAAAUUGUCAAAAAUGUCUUUGUGUGGAAAUUUAAGUCUCUAUCGUUUAUUAUACAGUCAUAGAACCACUGAAAGUUUAAGUCUGAGACAUAAUAGAGGAGCAAAACACAGCUGAUCAGAUGCAUUUUGGAGCAAUCUGUAGCCUUUCGGAGAACAAUGAGCCUACUUCUGCAUGAGUUUUCAGAAUAAAAAUGUAAAAGCGAUGGACAAGGUGAUCAGAAAAUCUAUCUGUGCUCUCCUUUCAUGUCACAAAAGGAGUUGUCACAACAAGGAUAAUGGUGCUUUCUUUUGAAGAGGCAUUUAUCCAUCCCUGACCAGUGCUUUUAGGAGCCUUGUAUGACCUAGUUAACAGGUUUACGUAAAAAACAGGAGUUUCAUCAGCUUCCAGGAUAUAAUAAUGCAUAUGAUUCUGUUUCUGCCUCUGUCACAGCAAGUAAUCCUUGUCAAUUUUUUAUUCAUUGCAGGGUUGCACAUGGGGCGUUGCCUAUGAACUCCGUGGUGAUCAAAUUGCUGCUUCGCUCAAAUAUUUAAAUAUGCGGGAAGCCGUGCUUGGAGGCUACGACACCAAGCUGGUGAAGUUCCACCCCCAGGAUCAAGAGACUGAGCCUAUCCUAGCCCUGGUUUACAUUGCAACCCCGCAGAAUCCCUCCUACCUUGGUCCAGCAUCUGAAGAGGACAUUGCAGCUCAAAUAAUAGUUUCCAGCGGUCGUUCUGGCCACAAUAUAGAGUACCUGCUGCGGUUGGCAGACUUCAUGCGCUACUUUUGCCCUCAGGUAGAAGAUGAGCACUUGUUCUCAAUUGAGGAGGCUCUGAUCUCCAUCCUGCCCUAUAUAUACCAACCUGAGGAGUCUUCAGUGGAAGAAUGAACGUGACUCUGCCCUCCAGAGGGGCUGAAGUAUACCUUUUUGACCAAGAACAGGAGCAAACACAACAGACACACUUUUUAAUACAACUAAAAGUCAGAUUAAUAAAGCCAAUGGGUGAAGCAGUUUUAAGAGGGGAGGGAUACUUCUUGUCACUGGACUGGCAGUGGAAACUGGAGAGAGCCUCCAUUGUUGCAGGAUGAGAAGCUGCCUGAAAAAUGCUCUGGAAGGCUCCAAUCCUAUGCAUGCUAAUCUGGGAGCAAGUCCUAUUGCAUUUGCUGAGGCUUGCUUCUGAGUAGAUUUGCAAAUGGGGUUUGAGGAAGCCAAACAGUGUUCUUUUUUCAUCGUCAAAGGGAAGGGCCAGAAGCUACAAUGUGCUUUUCUUAAAAGUGUUUCUGAAGCGCCCCCGCCCCAAAUCACCCUAAGCAGGGACUUGGCAGCAGUGUUGAAAUGCUGUGAGCUUUGCUCUACCUCACAAACUGGCAGAAGAGCCACAAGUGUGUGGCACAGAGUGUCUUCUAGGUCAAAGGAGUCGGCCUCUUUCUCCAGCUUGACCUUCACUAGUACGCCCAGGGUUGAGUGCAAUAUGAACUUGUGUCACCUUCUGUAGGCUCAGAUGGGGCCAAAUUUGCUUUCGACUUGUCUUAAGUGAACAGUUAAUGCACUACUUUUUAUAUAUAUAACUUGAAGAUGUAUUUAUUGUAAUGAAUAUAUAUAUAUUUCUUGAA